This is a messenger RNA of Impatiens glandulifera, 693 nucleotides long. RefSeq lists its product as uncharacterized. The transcript has 2 exons. The record is from RefSeq and is a predicted model, not a curated record. NCBI's taxonomy places the organism in Eukaryota, Viridiplantae, Streptophyta, Magnoliopsida, Ericales, Balsaminaceae. Bases 5 to 532 code for a protein of 175 amino acids.
UUAUAUGAUUAUUCUUGCAAUAUUUCAGGGGGAGUACAUGGAUAGCCAAACUCUAUGGGAGAGAAUGAAUGAAGCCAUUGAUACAAUCAUUAGGAGAGAUCAAAGCUCUGAAACUGAAACUGCAGACUUGUUACCGCCUUGUGUUGAAGCUUCCCUAAAUUUGGGAUGUGUUCCUUUAAGAGCAUCUAGAAGCCAAUGUAAUUCAUACUCAAGAAGUUAUCUUUCUCCAAUCAUCCAAGAACAAGAACAUGAAUCUCUUACAAAUCUGUUAAAACAUCCAUUGGAAAUUCUUCAUGCUUCCACUAGUAAACAGUUAAAUCCAAUUCAACCUAAUGUGUUCGAAGAUAAACCUAACGGAGGAUUUGAGUGUGAUUUAACUUUGCGGUUAGGUUCAUCAACGACAACAACAACAUUUGGUAUCGAUCUUAACAGUGUAAUUCCUAAAGAGGAAGCAACUGUUGAAUGGAGGAAAAGAAAGGCAUCAGUUUUCACUCAAGAAUGGCAUCAAAGGAAAAAACCAGGUCCGUUUUAAUAUGAUUUUUUUAUUUAUUUUUUUGUGAUCAAAUAUAUGUAUAUAUAGAUAAAAAGAUAUAUAAGUUAAUUAAUUACUUGUAUCUUGAUAUUGAUUUGUCGACUGAUUAGGACAUUCGUAAUCAGUGUUGACAUUUGAGAGAGCUGGCCUUCUCUUGUCCU